Messenger RNA from Budorcas taxicolor (takin), 1920 nucleotides. It is a transcript of the gene COL25A1, whose product is annotated as collagen type XXV alpha 1 chain. The coding region runs from base 1 to 1920 and encodes 639 amino acids. The record is from RefSeq and is a predicted model, not a curated record. The transcript has 35 exons. NCBI's taxonomy places the organism in Eukaryota, Metazoa, Chordata, Mammalia, Artiodactyla, Bovidae.
AUGCUGGUGAAGAAGCAAGCAGGGAAAGGCGGGGGGCGGGAGCCGGGCUCAGAGGACCGGAGCCCAGCCGGGCAGCGUUGUGUCCGCCCCGUGUCGCCGUGCGCGGCCCUGGCGACCCUCCUGUCGGUGGUGGCCGUGAUGUCUUGUGUGUACCUGGGGGUGAAAACCAACGACCUCCAGGCGAGGAUCGCUGCCCUCGAGUCUGCCAAAGGAGACCCUUCCAUCCGUGUGCUGCCUGAUUGUGUGGAUCAGCUCAAAGCAAUGGUGCAAGAGAAAGUGGAGCGACUUCUGGCUCAGAAGUCCUAUGAACAUAUGGCUAAAAUAAGAAUCGCGAGAGAAGCACCUUCAGAAUGCAAUUGCCCGGCAGGUCCUCCAGGGAAACGAGGUAAGAGGGGCCGAAGAGGAGAAUCUGGUCCUCCUGGUCAGCCUGGUCCUCAGGGUCCUCCUGGUCCAAAAGGUGAUAAGGGAGAACAGGGUGAUCAGGGACCUCGGGGUCUGCCAGGCUUCCCCACAGUUGCUGCUCUGCACAGUAAUCAGAUCCUCACCGUCAAGGGUGACCAAGGUCAGGCUGGGCCGCCAGGCCCUCCAGGCCCACCGGGCCCAAGAGGGCCACCUGGGGACACAGGGAAGGAUGGCCCCCGCGGAAUGCCAGGCGUGCCCGGUGAACCAGGGAAACCAGGAGAACAAGGCUUGUUGGGUCCUCUGGGACCUCCAGGACAAAAGGGUUCUGUUGGAGUACCUGGAAUUCCAGGGAUGAAUGGACAAAAGGGUGAACCCGGGUUGCCUGGAGCAGUAGGACAGAAUGGAAUACCAGGGCUAAAGGGAGAUGCUGGAGAGAAUGGCCCCAAAGGUGACACAGGCGAAAAGGGUGACCCCGGAUCGUCUGCUGCAGGAAUUAAGGGAGAACCCGGAGAAUCUGGUCGUCCAGGGCAAAAGGGAGAACCAGGUUUCAUUGGUCCUCAAGGAGAACCAGGCUUACCAGGAUUACCAGGAACAAAGGGCGAACGUGGGGAGGCAGGGCCUCCUGGACGAGGGGAACGAGGGGAGCCCGGAGCCCCGGGACCAAAGGGGAAGCAAGGUGAAUCAGGAACUAGAGGCCCAAAAGGGUCAAAGGGCGAUCGUGGAGACAAGGGGGACUCUGGAACCCUGGGACCAAGGGGUCCACCUGGUCAAAAGGGAGAUCCAGGAGCCACCGAGAUCAUAGACUACAAUGGCAACCUCCACGAAGCCUUGCAGAGGAUUACCACCUUAACAGUCACGGGUCCCCCUGGACCACCUGGACCUCAAGGACUACAAGGGCCAAAGGGAGAGCCAGGAUCUCCAGGAGUCCCAGGAGUUGAUGGAGAGCAGGGACUCAAAGGCUCAAAGGGAGACAUGGGGGACCCAGGUAUGCCAGGUGAAAAAGGAGGAAUUGGACUUCCUGGACUACCGGGUGCCAAUGGAAUGAAAGGAGAAAAAGGAGACUCGGGAUUGCCAGGCCCACAGGGCCCUUCCGUCAUAGGCCCACCAGGCCCACCAGGUCCCCACGGCCCACCAGGCCCCAUGGGACCCCAUGGACUUCCUGGACCAAAGGGAGCAUCUGGCUUAGACGGAAAGCCAGGAUCCCGGGGUACAGAUGGCCCUAUGGGACCCCAUGGCCCUGCAGGUCCCAAAGGAGAAAGAGGUGAAAAAGGAGCUACGGGAGAGCCGGGACCCCGAGGGCCGUACGGUCUGCCCGGUUUCCCUGGUCCACGAGGCGAGAAGGGUGACCUGGGAGAAAAGGGGGAAAAGGGAUUCCGUGGCGUUAAGGGGGAAAAAGGGGAGCCAGGCCAGCCUGGCCUGGAUGGGCUGGAUGCCCCUUGCCAAUUGGGGCCAGAUGGAUUACCCAUGCCUGGCUGUUGGCAAAAGGGGGUUACACCAUGGCUUAUUGCCAAAAAGUGA